This is a messenger RNA of Sphenostylis stenocarpa, 167 nucleotides long. The record is from the annotation of a GenBank genome assembly. Lineage: Eukaryota; Viridiplantae; Streptophyta; Magnoliopsida; Fabales; Fabaceae.
CAGAAUUAUUGUUGAAUAUGGAAAAGAGUACAAAGGCAAAACUUUAUUCAGAUCCACUUAAGCUAAUGAAAGUUGCACGAAUAACACAUACACUCAACAAAAUCUUACAUGCGGUGGCUCACUUUCAAUGUCAGGAAGAAUUCUUUGAUUCUGUUGUUCGUGGAUAA